Molecule: messenger RNA, 1085 nt
Organism: Moneuplotes crassus
Lineage: Eukaryota; Ciliophora; Spirotrichea; Euplotida; Euplotidae
Source: the annotation of a GenBank genome assembly
AUUUAAUUAUGCACAACGGUCAUGAUAUGUUUGUAAAUGAAGAUGGGGAUGUCAGUUUUGACUCUGAUAUUAUCCCCAAUUUUAAGGGUCAGAAUGCCUUCUCCUUCUCACAUCCUCUCUCGAGAGACUCUUCCAGUGAGAAAUCUAACUCUGAUCUGAAUGGAUAUUGUAAACCAGAGCCGUAUUCUUCGGAAGUGAGUUGAGAUACCAGCAACAGCAUCCGAGAAAAGAUAAGGAUAUUGCAAAGAAAUAGCCGCUCUGAGAGCACUGAUGGAGUUGACCACUCGAAAGUGCUGAUUUCGAGCCUUAAUUCUAGCUUCUCUAAUUUCCAAAACACUGUUCCCUUAGGAGAAUCUAGGGAGCAAGAAGGAGUAGAACUUUCUCAAGAGGAAAAGUCCCAAAAUAUCUCAGAGUCUGUGAGAAUUUCAAACAACACUACAAGGGAGAUUAAGUUUAAUAUGGCCUGCACUUGUUGUGAAAAGUGCCUCUCAGAAAAAGAGAAAUAUAAUUUAAGACAUCGAGAAACUUCUAAGGCACAAAACCAGAGAUUACCAAGUAAGACUCCAAUGAAAAAUAAGGGAAAGAUGAAGAUAAACCUGUCAAAAUAUCUUAAGACCAGUGAUAUUUAAGCAGAAGACCAAGAAGGUAAACUCAAAAAGCUAUAGCAUGAGUAUUCCUAAAUAUGGGCCCCAUUGCACUCCUCAAAAUAACUCUGGGUUUCAAUUUUCUGUAGAUAAUGGCUCUAAUAAAAAGUAUCGUUAUGAACCAACUAUUACAAAGCAGAAUAGUUUUGCAUGCGAAACUUAUAGAGAAGGGCCUAAACCUUCUCGCCUUGGCAAUAUGAGGGCUCAAAGGGUCCCAAUGUCGCCAUAUUCAGGAAUCAGCAACCUUCAAGAGCAAAUGAGACAGAAAUAAAAUUAUCAAUAUGAUAAUCAACAACAGCGAAAGUCCUUGGACAACCACCCCUAGUACCAAAUCUGCGAAGAAAAGGAAUUAUAGUACAUUUGAUGGGAGGCAACUUCAGCCUACUAUAUUUCACCAGAGCCCUUGUAGUUAAUAGUUUUUAUUCUGAUAAUUUUCAAUAC